Molecule: messenger RNA, 2630 nt
Organism: Alosa alosa (allis shad)
Lineage: Eukaryota; Metazoa; Chordata; Actinopteri; Clupeiformes; Clupeidae
Product: major histocompatibility complex class I-related gene protein-like
Exons: 8
Coding region: 100-1194 (364 amino acids)
Biological process (GO): immune response
Cellular component (GO): external side of plasma membrane
Source: RefSeq, a predicted model, not a curated record
GGGGUGUGGUCAAGGUGGGAAACAGCAACAGUCAAAAAAUGUGGAGGUAGAGUAGCCUAUGGGCGGAAAAGCCAAAUAUCAUCGCAGCUGUCAGUCCAAAUGGCGCAAAAAGCAAUCAUUAUUGUGCUUCUUUUCAGUUAUUUCCCCUUCUCUUCGCCCGAAAACCAUACCCUGCUUCAUUGUUGCACAGCCAUGUCAGGAUUUGAAGGCUUUCCAGAUUAUAUGGACAUUGAAAUGGUUGAUGGUCAAGACUGGAGCCUUUAUACCAGUAUCACAAAGAUGAAAGUCCCCUUGGAUCCAUUCGUGAAGGAACAUCUGGAUCCAAAGCACUGGGAUAAUAGCACUGAAGAGUCAGCUAGAUUGGAGCUUGUAGUCACCACCAUAUUUGAUUUUAUAAAAUUGCACAACAAUGAGACUGCAGGAGCACAUGUAUUCCAGAUGAGUAUUUCCUGUUGGUGGGAUGAUAAGACUCAUGCCAAAGGUAGUAGUGAGGCAUCUGUGUACGAUGGACUAGACUUCGUAUGGAGUGGACCAGUGGCUCAUGUGUCAAAUGGAUUAUCUGGCAAAGAUGAGAUAGAGCCAACAUACCUGCAGGAGUGCACUGGGCAGCUAAAGAAAUAUGUGACGUCUGGGAAGGAAUACUUGAACAGGAAAGUCCCCCCAGAUGUCUUGCUGUUCUUUAGCUACUCUUCCAACUCUUCAGUGGUGUGCCACGCUACAGGUUUCUACCCUAAGAGAAUGAACAUCACUUGGAAGAAAGAUGGACAGGUGAUGAAAGAGGAUGUGGGGCCGAUACUGCCCAAUGGGGAUGGAACCUUCCAGAUAAGAGCCAUGAUUACUGUGUCACCUGAGGAGAUGAUGAAGAGCAACUUCACCUGUGAGGUGGAACACGUCAGUGGACUGAUCAUCAAGACCCUGAGUGAGGAAAAUGGUUCUUCGAUUGUGAUUGUGAUUGCGAUUUUGGCUGGGAUUGUGAUUGUGGCUGGAAUUGGGAUUGUGGCUGGAAUUGGGAAAUUCUUUUGGACAAGAACGAGGACACAAAAUGAGACUAGACUUGCACCACAGAGGAGACAAGACCAAGAGGCUGCCUCUAAAUGCUGUGUGAAGUUCUCAGAUUUGCAGAAUGGUACAAAUUUGAGUGGAUCUGAUACACCUCUGAUGACAAACCCUGACAAUAUUCCGUGCUACUCCUGAGAAGACAGGAUUUUCAUCCACAAACCUGGUCUGAAAAUGCCUUUUCACACCAGCCUGGCUGCCAUUUUUACAUAACACUGCAUUUCCUCUGUUUUUCAGUUUUAACAACACAAUUUUGUGAGAACUUUAGAGAGUGUGGCUCUUAUAUUUUUGUGUCUUUGAGCUCUUUGUGUCUGUCAGGAUAGUGCUUGUGUCUUUGUGUCUGUCAGGAUAGUGCUUUCUCAAAGGGGCCUCCAAACAGAGCAUUUACUAGUGCUAGCAAUUGAUGAAAUGGAUUUUAUAGGGCUGAAGAUGGCAUAUGGCCACCAGCAAAAGGAACGGGCUGAGGGACCCAAUUGGACUGCCAUUCGAUCAUGGUUGUUAUGGGGAAGUUUCCCUAUAAUAGGCCUACAUGGGUGUAUGUCUCUGAUAUGAUGCCUUACGAGGCCCUGUUUUUGCCAAAAAUGACAAACAGUGACCUCAAUAAAUGAGAAAUUUAGUCAGUCAUCGGUUGUGACAUCCACGUUUUGUGCCGUUUUAGCUGGGGUCAGUGAAGUAAGUCCCCCCACUCGGUGGCCAUCUUGGUAACACACUUUGGGCAGUUAUGGGGCAGCUAUUCCUAUUCAAGUGAAUGGGGAGGCAUACAGGAAGGGACAGGAUAUGUGUAGAGACUACUGCCAUGUUGGCGUCAUGAACUAACCCCAUACAUUUCUAUGGAGGAUUCUUCAGAUCUGUAGGGAAAUAGCUGCAGUAACUGAGAAUACCAUGAGCUCAGUUUUGGAGCUGAAGGUGCCGAUGUUUUCAUUCAGACUGAAAUAUCCAAAAUGAUAAUAUGGUUAUGAAGAUGUUCUGCAUAGCUCUGUGCCAUUUGCAUGUUUUAGCACAAGCAGAAACGUUCACCUGUGCAGUGUCUGCAUAGUUGUAUGUGAAAAUGUUUUAUAUUUUUUAUUUCAAUUGAAUGCAUCUAUUUACAUAUACAACAGUGUAUGUAAAUAACUAAAUAUUUAAAAUAUAGCUAUAUUGCCCAUCAGUAUGAUGGUUGCAGUGUAGGCCUACUCUGUUUUAAUAUAAUAUUUCAGCUAUUUCAGCUGGGUUGUUGGGUACUUGAGAUUUGGCCACUAUUUAUCCAAUAGCAAGGAAUUUGACAUAUUUUCCUGUGUAUACCAAAGAAAAAAUGCAAUAUACUUAAUUGUUUGUCAUACACAAAAAAAAUUGCUUUUUUUUACAACAAACUGUCUAUUCGUUUUUUUGUAUCACUUUAUCACUGUCAGUGGAAAGACUCGUCCAGUCCUCUGUCUUUGCUUUCCUGUUUUUCACUAGGACAUUUACAUAAUGUUUGUUAAAGUCUGUUGGUAAACAAAAAAGAAAUCCACAACCAAGACAUGGUAUUACCUGGGAAAUACAGACAUAUAUUCAUAGCCUAUAUUUAAAUAGUUUCAUCACCAGUCAUGAUAUAU